Cryptomeria japonica (Japanese cedar) is the source of this 1882-nucleotide messenger RNA. RefSeq lists its product as uncharacterized. NCBI's taxonomy places the organism in Eukaryota, Viridiplantae, Streptophyta, Pinopsida, Cupressales, Cupressaceae. The record is from RefSeq and is a predicted model, not a curated record. Bases 258 to 1322 code for a protein of 354 amino acids. The transcript is spliced from 3 exons.
GUUAUACUCGGUUAAUUCACGCAGAAGUAAUUCAAAUAAGCUCAAAUUGCUGCAUAAAAUCUCAGUUUAUGCCAGAUGCUUCAACUGUACUUACUCGGCUAUAAAUUCACUCACUCUAGAUGCUUUCAGUUUGGAAGCUUAGGUGUCUUUAUGGUUAAAAAUUAUUACAGAUAAAUCGACACGAAAACAAAACUUGACGUCAUUUGAUGGCUGGAUUAGUUUAUACUUAAUUUUAAAGGAGUUGACGUUCAUUACGGAUGGGAUUUCACUGCCCAAAAAGCUUCAUGGAGCAGACUUGGAGUGCAAAAUUUGAUCAAACUUCCCUAUCAUCUCACUCACGGCUUCACUCCUAUUCUCAACUCAAUGUGAGGAAGAGAAGGCUAAUUCUACCCAGUUCACCGUACAAUUACAGGCUAACUGGUUCAUCCUUAUGCUGCAGAAAUCCAGUUAAUAACAACAAGUUAACCCAGGCAUUCACAGGGAAGGGCAAAAGCUUUAAGUGGGUACCAGAAGCAUUAGGGGAAAAUGUAUGUGAUGCAUUUGAGAAUGAAGCUGAGGUUGAAAGGGAGCAGAACAUUGCUGAUGGCAUCCUUAAUAUUGUGCAUGCUACUUCUAGAGAAGCAGCAGGGACUAUCUCAGAUAAAGGAAAUGAAAAUGUGGAGCGAGCAGAGGGGAAUAGCUUACAGCCACUGAAAUGGCCUUUAUGGUUGCUUGGGCCCUCUAUGCUCCUUGCAACAGCGGCCAUUCCUAUCCUAUGGCUACCUUUCUCUAUAAUAUCUCCAGCAUCCAACAUGGCCAGUCUUUUGUCUUUGACAGGAUUAGAUGGUACCUUCAAUUUGGGAGCAACAAUUUUUCUUCUUGUAGCAGAUUACUGUGCCCGUUCUAAGAAGGGCCAGGUCUCUUAUUUCAAAAUUCCUUUCAGCUACAUGUUUUGGAAUUUUCUUUUGAAUGUGGUGGGUUUUGUUGUGCCCUCUUUGGCAAUAGCUGCAUCGUACAGAUCUAUAGUUGAACCACAAAUUUGCUUGAUUUCGUUUGCUACAAUGUUGGGACCUUAUCUGAUGUUGCUAAUGGUGCAAAUGCUAGCAGAGAUCUUGACAUGGAAUUGGAAAUCACCAGUUUGCUUAAUUGUCCCUGUUGUGUAUGAAGCAUACCGUCUUCUGCAGUUAAGUAGAAGCCUAGAGUUGGGAAUAGAUCUAAAUGCACCAUCCUGGUUAAUGCAAGGAAUGAAAGGUUUAGUAGCAUGGUGGGUGCUAGUGCUUGGGAUGCAGCUCAUGAAAAUUGCAUGGUUUGUUGGUCAAGGAAAGACCACGAAAGAAGCCUGAUAAUUUAUAUCCAUGGAGUGAACAAUCCUAUGGGCAAGAACCGGAAUUCUUUGUUGAAACAAAGAGAUGGUAAGAAACAUGGCAUUAUAAUAAUCCAGGAAAUUGAGAUUUUUGUUAUACAAUCUUUGCCUGAACUAUUUGGGCCUAUCAGAACAGUUUGCCUUGAAGCUGUAAACAAAUUGUCCUACAAAACAUACUCUUGAAUUUUGUAAAUUGGUGAUGUUCUCGUCGAGUUCGGAGAGGAGAGUGAAGUCGUUGGCCAUCUUGGAACUCGGCUUUGUAAUUUGUUAUUUAUUUUAUUUUAUUCUGUAUUAUUAUCCCAAUGAAAUUGCCGUUUUAAGUAAAUAUUUUUUAUGGCUCAUAUUUUACGAGUUUGUUCCAAGAGUUGUAAUCAAAACGGCAACAUACAUCACAUUGUAAGUAAGCAAGAGGUACAUAAAGUUAUGGAGUUAUAAGGGGAGACUGGGGUUCACUCCAAGAGCUUAGUCCUUAUAGCAAUAUAUAUCAUAUUGUAAUUUAGAUAUAUACAUAGAUAAAAAUAAAAUGAUCUGGUAUGUUUC